Aspergillus puulaauensis is the source of this 1248-nucleotide messenger RNA. RefSeq names its product putative aspartate transaminase. Bases 1 to 1248 code for a protein of 415 amino acids. Gene Ontology annotation, biological process: L-aspartate biosynthetic process. Gene Ontology annotation, cellular component: cytosol. Lineage: Eukaryota; Fungi; Ascomycota; Eurotiomycetes; Eurotiales; Aspergillaceae. Gene Ontology annotation, molecular function: pyridoxal phosphate binding; L-aspartate:2-oxoglutarate transaminase activity. The record is from RefSeq and is a predicted model, not a curated record. The transcript has 3 exons.
AUGACUGUUCUCAGUGUAAACCCAGUGCCUCCGGAUGAGAUCUUUGCCCUCAACCGUGCAUACAUCGACGACGACUACCCACAAAAGGUCAACCUUGGUGUUGGUGUUUACCGAACCAGCGAGGGCCAGCCAUGGCCUCUACCGGUCGUGCAAGAAGCAGAGAAGCAACUCGCAGCAGAAAACAACCUCUUUCGCCAUGAAUAUACAGCCAUUGAAGGCGACAGGGCAUUUCUCCCUAUUGCGCGUGACCUCAUGUUCGGCUUCGAUUCUCAAUCCACCUCAGAGGAACAAGAAGCAACCAAGUCACGCAUUGGAACCGUGCAGACAGUUGCAGGUACCGGCGCAAACCACCUAGGUGCCCUCUUCCUCGCAACGCACAUGAAGCCCAAAACCGUCUGGCUCUCCAACCCCUCCUGGGCAAACCACCUCACAAUUUGGGAACUUGCCGGCGUCCCGCGCAAAACAUACCCCUACUAUUCUGCCGCUACCCGCUCUUUCGACUUCGAUGGCAUGAUGUCAACCCUUGAAUCCGAGGCCCAAGAAGGCGACGUCGUCCUCCUCCACGCCUGCGCCCACAACCCCACGGGUCUAGACCCCAACAAGGAACAAUGGAAAUACAUUAUCGACCUCUGUGAGCGCAAGGGAAUCUUCCCCUUCUUUGACUCCGCCUACCAGGGCUUCGCGUCCGGGUCUGUAGACGAAGAUGCAUGGGCCGUGCGCUACGUCCUCAACGAGAAACCUCAGAUGGAAAUGUGCGUUGCGCAAAGUUUCUCCAAGAACUUUGGCCUCUACGGCCAGCGCGUCGGUGCAUUUCACUACGUCCUUAACGAGGGCUCCCAAGACAUCCGCGAUACUGUCGUCAACAACCUCUGCCAUCUCAUUCGAGGCGAGUUCUCCAUGGGCCCAACAGCCGGGUGUAGUCUUGUCAAGAAGAUCCUCACAAGCCCUGAGCUUACUGCGCAAUGGCACGGGGACCUCAAGGUCAUGAGUUCACGCAUCAUCUCUAUGCGGAAAGCCCUAUACGAUGAAUUAGUUCGGCUCGGGACCCCCGGCACUUGGAAACAUAUUGUUGAACAGAACGGGAUGUUCUCCUACACCGGCCUUACCCCCUCACAGGUCUAUGCGCUCAAAGACAAGUAUCAUGUCUACCUUAUCAAAUCCGGCAGAGCCUCCAUCAGCGGAUUGAGCCCUAAAAACGUCAACUACGUUGCCAGAGCAAUCGACGAGGUCGUACGCAACAUUAGCUGA